Molecule: messenger RNA, 1589 nt
Organism: Durotheca rogersii
Lineage: Eukaryota; Fungi; Ascomycota; Sordariomycetes; Xylariales; Xylariaceae
Product: FAD/NAD(P)-binding domain-containing protein
Exons: 3
Coding region: 193-1473 (426 amino acids)
Biological process (GO): secondary metabolite biosynthetic process
Molecular function (GO): FAD binding; monooxygenase activity
Source: RefSeq, a predicted model, not a curated record
GGAUUCGUUGUUAGAGCGAGUUGAAAUAUGAGGUCAUGCUAUCUACCUCGAGUCUGAUAUCCCAUUCGCAUGCGCCGAAACUCUUAGCGGUGGCGCCCUUAUUUUCCGAAGGGUUUCACCGUCGCUCGGUCCUGUUCAGUUUGGCCUACGCUAAGAACUUAUAUAUACGCGUAUGGAGACCUCAGGGACAAGAUGGUAGACCGAGAUCUCGAAGUGCCCGCAGACGCCCCUCGAGGAGACACUUUCAACGUGGUCGUCGUCGGCGCGGGGAUCGGGGGUCUUCUGGCAGCCGUCGGCCUGCGCCUCGACGGCCACCAUGUGAUCUUGCUGGAGCAGGCCUCGUCGUUUGGCGAAGUCGGGGCCGGCAUCCGGAUCCCGCCUAAUAGCUUCAAGAUACUUCACCGCUGGGGCGUCGACCUGACGUAUAUGAAGAAGACCUAUUCCAACGGCAAUCGCUUCUUGCGAUACUCCGACGGGGAGAUUCUUGCAGACAUGCCGCACGGGGUUCCCGAAUGGGAUUUUGGCGGCAGCUAUCUCAUGGUCCACCGAGCUGAUUACCACGCCGUUCUGUUGGAGAAGGCCAAGUCGCUAAACGUCGACAUAAGGGGUGGGAGCAAGGUGGACGACUACGACUUGGAUGCACCAGCUGCCAUCUUAGAGGGGGGGGUCUGCGUCAAAGGGGACUUGAUUGUGGUUGCUGAUGGUGUACAAAGCAAGGCCCGGCCUCUUUUUCAUGGCCGUGAGCUCCCGCCCACCGACACCGGGGAUGUUUCUUAUAGGGUGCUCAUCCCUGGGCAGGACAUUCUAGCGGAUCCGGACUUGAGAGACCUCGUCUCCCAGCCUUGGGUGUCAUCCUGGUGCGGGCCCGAGGCUCACGUUGUCGGGUAUCCCAUCCGUGGCGGAGAGCUCUACAAUGUGGUAUUCUGCUGCUCGCAGAAGUCUAUGCGCGAUCGCCCGUUUGAUAUUGGCGAGAACAAGACGGUCAUCACCGACAACCGCGAGCUGAUCAGACGGUUCGCAGGCUGGGAGCCGAGGGUCAAGAAGAUUACCGACUUGGCAGGACAGAACAUUUUGAAAUGGCAGUUGUUCGAUCUCGACCUAGUAGAUCACUGGGUGCACCCGUCUGGGAAAGCGACGCUGCUCGGCGACGCGGUUCACCCUACGCUCCCCUAUAUGGCGUCGGGCGCCGCGAUGGCUUGCGAGGACGCGGCCGCUUUGAAGCAAGCGCUCCGAGGGGCUACCCGAGAAACGCUCACCUCGGCGCUGUCGAAAUACCAGGAAGUUAGACAGCCGCGGGCUUCGGUUGUCCAGAAGGCGGGGAGAACACUGCAAGAUGCUUACCAUCUGCACGAUGGGGAGAGGCAGAGGGAGAGAGAUUACUGGAUAACCAAGGACGACCCCAAGAACCCGAUUUUCUGGGGCUGCAAGGAGAGGCGAGGGUGGCUUUUCGGUCACGACGCAGAAUCCCUUUAAAAUAGAUUGUUAUUUGUCUACCUAUCAUUGAUACCGAGGUCCGCCCACCGUUGCAAUGGUAUCAGGGAAAUUGUAGAUAUUGUGUAGUUACGUGCCUAAGUAAUAAGCAGGUGUGU